AUGACGCCCGGAGACAGAGGCCGAGAGCCGCGGAGGUCAGACCGGUCGGACUGGUCCUGCACCCGCUCCAGUCCCCACACUCUCACCGUUAUUUCUGCCGCGCAUGCGCUGUGGCCGCCCUGUUUCCUGCUUCUACCUGAGCUGCUGCUGCUGCUGCUGCUCCAGAGACACCUCCACCUCCCGCAGACCCCGGACCCAGACCCGCUCCUCCACCGCACCGGAGAGACCCCCAGCGCGGCCCUCGGAGACCCCAGACACCCCCGCCCCCCGCACGGCCCACCGCACGGCUCCCGCACUUACCUGGAAUCACCUGAGCAGAGCCCGAGCCCACAGAUGCCGCGGGCCUUUCUGGUCAAGAAGUACAACGCUUCACCGGGAAAACGGAACUGGAGCGAGGUGUCGGACCAUGAGCGAGGCGACGUCUACAUCCCCGUGUCCGUCUUCCCGUCGUCCGCUCUGAUGAUGGAGGCUGAGGAUGCGGAGAGCGCCCCCUUGUGUCUGACCAAACCCUCUGCGAGCGACUCUCUCUCCACCACCGCCCAGCUCCCAUCAUGCACUGUGCUGGGAGAGGGCCCCAGGGCAGAGGGACCCAGGGCAGAGGGCCCCAGGGGAGAGGGCCCCAGGGGAGAGGGCCCCAGGGGAGAGGGCCCCAGGGGAGAGGGCCCCAGGGCAGAGGUGCAGGUGGAGAGCCGGAGGAGAGCCCAACAUGCAGGCAGCUCCUAUGUGCGCUCCAAGAUCAAGGUGACGACAGGCGAGUUGCCGAGCUCUGACCAAUCAACACCUCCGACUGUGACUUCCUCAAUAACCAUGGUAACCGAGACCACGCCCCCAAAACCAGCAGGCUCCGCCCAUCAUCUCUUCUGCCAUAUCUGUCAGAAGUCGUUCCAGUACCAGCGGAUGUUGAACCGUCACAUAAAGUGUCACAAUGAAACCAAGAGACAUCUGUGCAGCCACUGUGGGAAGGGCUUCAACGACACCUUCGACCUGAAGAGGCACGUCCGGACGCACACAGGUGUGCGUCCGUACAAGUGUGACCUGUGUGAGAAAGCCUUCACGCAGCGCUGCUCUCUGGAGUCCCACAUGAAGAAGAUCCACGGCGUCACGCUCAAGUACGCCUACAAGGAGCGGCGCAACAAGCUGUACGUGUGCGAGGAGUGCGGCCACACGGUGCCCACGCCCGACGAGCUGGCACUGCACCUGCACACGCUGCACCCAGACAGUGCGCUGCUCAAGGGCAAGGCAGGAGGGGGCGGGGCCAGAGGGCGAGAGCAGGACGAGAGCGACGACACAACGGGCUCCAACGACCAGUGA
Messenger RNA from Knipowitschia caucasica, 1311 nucleotides. The record is from the annotation of a GenBank genome assembly. NCBI's taxonomy places the organism in Eukaryota, Metazoa, Chordata, Actinopteri, Gobiiformes, Gobiidae.